GUGAUGUCACGCGUUACCGGGCAACGUCCUGCCGCGAGCCCGGAAGAGGAGGACCUAGUGCGAGGGGAAAGGGCGGCGAAGAGGGGCGCCAAUAUGGCGGACAAAGAGAAGAAGAAGAAGGAGAGCAUCCUCGACCUGUCAAAGUACAUCGAUAAAACCAUCCGAGUGAAAUUCCAGGGCGGCCGCGAAGCCAGUGGAAUUUUGAAAGGUUUUGAUCCUCUCCUCAACCUGGUCCUUGAUGGUACUAUUGAAUACAUGAGAGACCCAGACGAUCAAUACAAGCUCACUGAGGACACACGUCAGCUGGGACUGGUGGUCUGCAGAGGGACUUCUGUAGUCCUUAUCUGCCCUCAGGAUGGCAUGGAGGCCAUUCCAAACCCUUUCAUUCAGCAGCAAGAUGGGUAGUCGCCUCCAGGAGGUAUCCAUCUGCAUUUGGCAUUAAGACACUGCUGUCUUUGCAGCUUGGGCACAAGAAACCUCAAGUUUGGGGUAGCAAUGAAUUUAGGUUUGUUAGAAAGAGCUCUGUAGCUUCUUCUCGGCAGCCUGUGAGCAAUACCUUUUUUUAAAAAAAGAAAAUAAAUAUCUAUACACA
Ornithorhynchus anatinus (platypus) is the source of this 592-nucleotide messenger RNA. RefSeq names its product LSM7 homolog, U6 small nuclear RNA and mRNA degradation associated (gene LSM7). Gene Ontology annotation, molecular function: RNA binding. The transcript is spliced from 4 exons. The record is from RefSeq and is a predicted model, not a curated record. Bases 4 to 405 code for a protein of 133 amino acids. Gene Ontology annotation, biological process: mRNA splicing, via spliceosome; nuclear-transcribed mRNA catabolic process. Lineage: Eukaryota; Metazoa; Chordata; Mammalia; Monotremata; Ornithorhynchidae. Gene Ontology annotation, cellular component: Lsm1-7-Pat1 complex; U12-type spliceosomal complex; catalytic step 2 spliceosome.